Messenger RNA from Linum tenue, 2411 nucleotides. The record is from the annotation of a GenBank genome assembly. NCBI's taxonomy places the organism in Eukaryota, Viridiplantae, Streptophyta, Magnoliopsida, Malpighiales, Linaceae.
UAAAGUUUACUUAAAUGCUUUUGGAUAAGCUUUUGUUUUAACUUUUAAGUUACCUUUGUAAUUGCUUCCUCUUCCCCGUCGAGACAUCUAAGACUGGCAGCGACAGUGGCAUUCUGUUGCUUUUUAGUUUCUCGGUAACCCUAGAAUUGGAAAUUGAAAGGGAAAAUCUGCAAUAAUCAACGAACCCCAACCUCGCUUGAGUCGAUCCCGUGGCCAAGUAGGCGGAAGAAGAGAAGAGGAAGGAGGCAGCGAUGGAUGCGAUGAGGAAACAGCUGGAUGUGCUCAUGGGGGCCAACCGGAACGGCGACGUUACAGAGGUGAAUCGCAAGUACUACGAUCGUGAUGUUUGCCGGAUGUACUUGGUCGGCCUCUGUCCACACGAGCUCUUCCAGCUGACGAAAAUGGAUAUGGGUCCUUGCCCAAAGGUCCACUCGUUGCAGUUGCGGAAAGAAUAUGAAGAAGCUAGGGCAAAGGGUGUUGAUAGUUAUGACAGAGAAUUGGAGGAUGUAAUAGAUAGACUCAUUGUUGAGUGUGACAAGAAGAUCGGGAGAGCUCUCAAACGUCUGGAGGAUGAUGAUGCAAAGGCUGCCAUUGCAAUAUCAGUUUCCGAGGUUACUCAGACUGAAGAGUUGAUUGAGUUGUCUAAGCAGAUCAAGGAAAAACUGAAAGAUGUUGAUAAAUAUGAUCUUGAAGGCAAGACAGAUUUCAAAAUCCAAACUCUAGAAGAAGUUGAAAAACUCAGAACUGAAAGAGCAGAGAAGCAGUCUGCACUUCUUCUGGAAGCAUUUAAUAAAGAUAGGGCGUUACUACCCCAGCCUACAGCAAAUCUGCCACCACCUCCUCCAAUGCCUGUUUCAGCUCCAGAUCAACGUACUCAAGAAAUGAUAAACGAGAAGCUUAAGAAAGCCGAGGAUCUUGGUGAGCAGGGAAUGGUAGAUGAGGCCCAGAAAGCAUUGGAAGAGGCUGAAGCACUGAAGAAGCUGCCUGCCAGACAGGAGCCUGCGGUAGACAGCUCCAAGUAUACUGCUGCAGAUGUGCGCAUUACUGAUCAGAAACUCCGUGUUUGUGACAUUUGCGGAGCAUUUUUGAGCGUUUAUGAUAGGCUUUUGGGCCCAGUUUUACGAGGCAUACUUAUGCAGCUAAAGAAUUGACCGACGCUUAGCUGAUCAUUUUGGAGGCAAGCUACAUCUAGGCUAUAUGCAAAUCCGUGAAAAACUUGCUGAGCUUCAGGUGCUGGUAUAAUGUUUCACAUUCUUCUGUAGAGACUAGAGAUACUCGGUUAGAAUUCUAUCUGUGAGUUUUUCUGACUCCGGAAUCGAAAUACUCCUUCCUUUUCCUUGAAAUUUAUAUGAACACAUUUUCGUUGCAGUUGGAAAUCAAUAUGGCUGUAGCAGGCGUAUAAUACCAUUUUUGAACCUAUCUUACUCACUCUUUUAUGGACAUUAUGUUCUCUCAUUGCGGAAUCCAUACUGGGAUUUUUCAAUUUUGAGUGAGCACCGUUUAAGAUAAAUAAAAUGGCUCUAUCUUGGUAUAGUUUAUUCAUUCUAAUUUUGAUGGAACGACCAUUUGGUUAGAACUUAGAACAAUAUAAGUGCUGGCAGUAAUAUGGAUUAUCAAAUUACUCCAGUUCCAGUGACUUCAAACCAUUUCUAUUAUUACGAAGUGGUUGCUUGUCAUUUAAGGUUGUGGUUUUCAGUAGUUUUUUUCUAUAACUAAUGUGCCAGGAAGAGAAAACCAAAAUCCGGAAAGUUGAGCGUCCAGAGGAACGCAGGUCCAAAGAUCGUAAGGACCCUGAGAGAGAACUGAGUAGGGAUCGUGACAACAGGGCGAGUAGCCGUGAUAGGGGCAGCAGGGACUACGACCGUAGUAGAAGCAGCAGGGAUCGUGACAGGUACCACGAUCGAGAUCAUCAUGGAUAUGACCGUGAUCGGGAGCGUGACAGGGAUUAUGACAGAAGUCGCAGAAGGUCGCGAUCUCGUUCCAAGGAACGAAGCUCUAGGGAUUAUGACCGCAACAGGCGCCAUGAUCGGUACUAGGAUUAUCACGCUGCUGCAGAAGAGACCGGUUCCCUGGUUUGGUUAUAUUACAUAGGACCGUUAGUGAACUCUUGAGGGAAAGGCUUGAUGUUCUUGUUUGUGUUGGCCUUUGGUUGAAGAGGUGGCAGUGACUGACUGCUAAAUGUUAUAUCUCGUCCGCAGGUUGAACUUAGUUGUUUUAAUUUGUACCAAGCGAGGAAGAUAGUUGCACUGUACAAGUUUUCCCAGGAUAUAUAUUUGCUUUUAAGUGGCUGUUGCGUUGGUGCUGGGCUUGCAGAAUAAAACAAUGUUUUACAGUGAAAAUUAAAAAUAAAAUUUCUUUAGUUGUUAUUGAUUUCAUUAAGACUAGAACAGUGACAGAGCACAAUUUUUUUU